This is a messenger RNA of Cladocopium goreaui, 1899 nucleotides long. Lineage: Eukaryota; Dinophyceae; Suessiales; Symbiodiniaceae. The record is from the annotation of a GenBank genome assembly.
AUGGCACUGCAUAUGGGUGCCGCCACAGAUGCUCGCGCAGGGGUCCUAGAGAUGGCGAUCCGCUUGGGCCGGAAAUCCUUGAAGAUUUUGCAGGAAGCUGGCAGCAAGAAACAACAGAUGGCGAGUCUCCUAGCUUUGGGGCAGUUCUACCUCAUGCGGGAGGAUGCUCGGCUCUCCUUGUCCAUGGGCGAGGCUGCCACGGCGCUUCUCCAGGAGCUUGAUGACACUGCAUCGGGGGAGGGAGUGGCGGUGGGAUUUUUGGUUGAAGCCUACAUCCUCAACAAUCAAGCGGAGAAGGCUAUCCAGGUGUGCAAGGAAGCUUUGGAGCGUGUGAGACCCCGAUCAGAUCAGAAAAGAGAAACCGUUUAUUUAUUGCAUCACUUGAUCCACGCCCUGUCGGUGUUUGGCGACAUCGAGCAGGCGAAGGAGAUCUCAGAUGAUGCCUUAGCAGUGGCCGACGAAAUUGGCUGCAAGCGCCUGAAAGCGCACGUUUGGGAAGAGAUGAGCCAUGCCUACUUGCUGGCUGAGCAGAAUGGUGAUGCCUUGCAUGCUGCUGAGGUCUCAGUUCAACUUCUCAAGGAGCUGGGUGCUGAUCAUGACGAGAUCACCACCCGCUUGCAGGUGUUGACCAAAGUCUUGAUCAUCCAAGAUAACUACAAAGAGGCCUUCAACCAGAUAGAGAUGGCCAAGGACUUGGCUCAAAAGAUUGAAGAGAAGCCCUUGGAGGCCUUUUGCCUCUCCAUCCAGUCCCGAGUGCAGGCCUUGUUGGGUGAUCCGCAGGCCGGAGUAAAGGCAGCCGACUUGGCUAUCGACAUGUUCCGUGAGGACGGUGACAGGAGAGGUGAAUGCCGUGUUUGGGAAGGCCUCUCCGAGAUCCACAUGACGGCCAGUGACUUCGCUUCUGCUCUCCGCGCUGCGAAGCGAGCAGAGUCGCUGUGUGAAGAAGUUGGUGAUACCAGACUCAUGGCCAGAAUGAAGCAUACCACUUCCAUGGUGCACAUGUCCGCAGACGAGCAUCAAGAGGCUCUCUCUGCCAUCACUGAAGCAAUCAAGUUGUCUCGUUCUGACGAUGACAUGCGAGGGACGGUGAAAUACAUCUUCCUGGCCAUGGACAUUUGGGUGACAUCACUGACUGCUUUGGAUCCUGAGGACAAAAGCAAAGUUCGAAUUUACAGGCAAGGCUGUGAGAAGGCCAUGCGAUUGGCCAAGGAGGGGGUGAAGCUCAGCAUCCGUUUAGAGGAUCGAUAUGCAGAGUGCAUGGGCAACUAUUGGGUCGGUACCAUGCACAUCAUGAUGGGCAAACCUCAGGACGCCAAAGCGAGUGCAGACACGGCCCUGGAGAUUGCGAAAGAAAAGAGAGAUUUGCUCAGCGAGCUAUAUGCACGUGGGCUUAUGGUCCAAGUGUGUUUGCAAGAGAAAGACAUCAAGGGCGCCAAAGAGAACCUGAAAGAUGUUCAGGGUAUCGCCGAAGAGCUGGGAGACCCUCAAGCACAAGCGAUGGUGGAUCAGCUCAAGGAGCUGGUGCAAGGCUCUGGUGCUCAGGAGGCUGCCGCGCCAACGCAGGUGGUGCAGGCAGCAGUGGAUGCGCCCACAGAGGGAGCAGCCUCUGCAGCACCCACCGAUGUGUCCUUCGUGGCCCCAGACGCGACAGUGAUGAAGAACCACAUCAUUGCCAUGGUGAAGAACAUGGUGGGAGGUGGUGAUGAAGUGGAUGGCGACACUCCAUUGAUGGAGUCCGGCGUUGAUAGCCUGGCCUCGGUGGAGCUACGAACCCAGCUGCAGCAGGAGUUCAAGGUGAAUUUGCCAUCCACGGUGAUGUUCAAUUACCCGACCAUCGAAGGUAUCACAGGGCUUUUGGUGGACGAGUGCACCCAGAAGAAGAUCACUUGGACUGGUUAA